Molecule: messenger RNA, 2649 nt
Organism: Schistocerca nitens (vagrant locust)
Lineage: Eukaryota; Metazoa; Arthropoda; Insecta; Orthoptera; Acrididae
Product: zinc finger protein 277
Exons: 9
Coding region: 88-1323 (411 amino acids)
Source: RefSeq, a predicted model, not a curated record
AGUUGUCAAUUAGCAGAGGAAAAGGUGUUGGUGGAAAGGGAAGGGGUGGAGUAGUUUUGAGGUUUAGGAAUAAAUAAUUUAAUACGUAUGGAGUUUACGGAGGAAGGUGAACAGGGGAAAUUUUUUGGACCCUUAUCUUUCACAGAAGUGGACUUAGAACACUACAUUCAUACUUUAGAUGUGGAUGAGUUAUUGCCAUGUAUCCUGUGUGAGGAUAAAUUUGUUCUACCAAGUAAAAACAAAGAAUUUAUAGAACACUUAUAUGAUUGUCACAGAUUACUCAUAUCUGAUCUGCACCACAUUGUGGAUUUGAAAAGUUACUUCAGAUACUGGAAAGACCGAUUUGCAUCUCUGCCUGUAACUGAUGUGUGUCAUGUGAUAGAACAACAGUUUUCAUCUCACGGUUCUUAUGUAUUGGGAGCAUUUGUAGAGGAGGACAAAGCCUUGAGAGAGAAACUACAGCGUAAGCGGUUGGAAGCAGUUUUGGCAUGCCAAGACAGAGAAAGGCAAGAUAAAACAUUUUCAAGAGAAUGUUUAUUAUGUAAAACGCAUCUGACUGGCACAAGAGCAAAUUACUUUAAUCACCUGGCCGUCAUUCAUAAUUUAAAAAUUGGACAUCCUGACAAUUUAGUAUUCACGGAUGAAUUAAUUGACAAAUUGCAAAAAACGUUAGAGAGGCUGCAGUGCUUAUAUUGUGAAAAGUAUUUUAAAAAACGUGAAUCAUUAAAGGAGCAUAUGCGCAAAAAGCAACACAAAAGCAUAAAUCCAGACAAUAAGUGCUAUGACAAAUUUUACGUUGUAAAUUACUUGGAACUUGGCAGGAAUUGGCGCGACAUACAGGCAGAAAAAGAUUCCUCCAGUAGUUACAGUGAGAGUGACAGUGAAGAAGAAAAAAUAGAAACUGAAAAGAUGGCUUCUGGAAUGCCAUUUGAUGCAAGUGGUACUGUUACAUGCCUGUUUUGCAAUGAAAUAAGUGCAUCAUUUGAAGAUGCCUUAGAACAUAUGGAUUCAGCUCAUGAAUUUGAUUACAGUCAGAUUGUUGAAGACAACCACUUAUCAUUUUAUGAACAGGUAAAACUUGUCAACUACAUCAGACAUCAGAUGUAUGCCCUAAUAUGUAUGAAUUGCCAUAAACUCUUUCAAGAUCGUGGAGAUCUGUUAAACCAUAUGACCAAAGAAAGACAUUUUAUGCUUCCAAGGAAAGAAGUGUGGAACCAACCAGAGUAUUAUUUCCCAACCUACGAAAAUGACAAUUUCCUCUGCAAUCUCGAUGCUGAUGAAGGUAUUACUAAGAAAAUGAAAACGUGUUCUACUCAUGACUGAACUGGAGGAUCCAAAAGAGGAUGCAUGCCAUUCCAGACACAUUCUUCACCUCACUCAAUAGUGGAAAAAUUGUUUGGGUUUCAUUUGUGUCUAUGCCUUGGGAGUUUUUUUAGCAUGUUUUUUUUAAAUAUUUUUUAUACUUUUUGUAAUAGUGAUGAAAUAUGUUCCAAGUAUCACUUACUUUUUAACUGCAGUACAUAGAAACCUUGUGAAAAAAAUCAUUGUUAUAUAACAAGCAUCCCUUUGUAAUGUAUUUAGAUAUAAGGCCAUUAGCUAUCUCAUGAGUUGAUUUCACAAAUUUUAAUUUUUCAACAGAGUAUGAAGUUAAUACAAACAAGACGUGUUUUGUAAUUCACAUGGUAUAAAUUAUUUAAAUGUUUCAGAGUUAUUUUAGUUUCAUGCACUUUACCAUUCUUUUUUGUAUAUUUUAAUAAGCUACUAGCAUUCCAUCCUCUGUGAAACUGUAUCAAGGAAAGAAAGAAAAAGAAACAAUGGAUUUUAGACAUAUCCUUUCAUCUUGGAACAUGAUCUUUCAGUCUGCAUGUGGGACCAUAUGGGCACAUGGCAACUGAAAGGAAAAUCUUAUCCUAUGGCGGAAACAGAUGAACUGGAUUAAGACUUUCGAAAGCUUUUCUUUUUUUGUAGGGGUGUUUGAUAUUGAAAGUGUUCUAUCCAGUAUUCUGAAGACUAUGAGAAAGGUUUUUACAACAUAAAAAUACUUUAGGACUAAUGGAGAUCAUGCACCAAUAAGCAGAAGUGCUGAGUUGUCAGUAGGCACACGCAAAAGGAAGAGAACUUGUAGAUUUGCUUUCAGAGUUACCCUUUGACAACAGGAGACACACACACACACACACACACACACACACACACACACACACACACACACCUCCCUAUACCCCUAAGUGGUACCAGCUAGACUGACAGUCCCAAUGCUGUUUUGUGGGAGGUGGACUGGUCUGUGUGGGGUUAUUGUCGGGUGGGGUGGCUAGAGGGAAAGAGUAACCCUCUCCCUCUAUUCACCCCACCCCACCCACUUCUGCAUCUUAGUGAGUGAUCUCCUUUAAUCCUAAAGUAUUCAAAUUCUACAAAAACUUUCCUACCAAAUUUUUACAGUGUGUGCAAUUUAAUCUCUCUUUCAUAAGAGUGUCUCAAAAUACAAUACAUUUUGUAUUUGCUAGACACUGUUGUACCUGUGGCAAUUGGUCUAGAACAUAAGUAAUGAAAUUAUCACUGAGAUGACAUGGGGCUGAAAACAGCCAGCAAAAAAAGAAAAAAAAAUCCUACCCUAUGACGGAAAUAGUUGAAUUCAAUUCAGAUUUUUGAAAG